CAUAUAAAUUGUAAGGGUUAAAACUGCGGACUUUUUUUCUGCGCAUGGCUUAUUUCAGGGACUACUUUCAGUUGACAUAUAAUGCGUGUGUAUGUUACUGAACGCACUUUGAUUCGAAGAGCCGUCACUGAAGUCGAAUGAGAAUGGCAAAGUUUCAAACAUGCAGCAGUCGGUAUCUGUUACUGGGCGCUGGUAUAGUGAUCAUGACGCUACUCGGGGCGGCUGUCAGCCAGGGAACAACGCCUAAUGAGUCACCGCCUUGCAACCAAGAGGAAGAUGCAUUCGAAAGAAGGACGCUAGAAGAUGGUGCAUCAAGUAUUAUAUUGAAUAGGCAGAAUAAUUUCAAAGCUGAAGAAACAGGUGAAAUUGGACAAGCGGCGGCUGACCAGGUCUUAAAAGACCUGACACCAGAGAAGAUAGCUGCUCAAUUGACGGGUGCUGCAGAAAUGGACUCUAUUUCGACAGCAGUAAAUAAAGCAAGAUUAGCUAAGACUAGCGAUUUGAGCAUGUAAGUCAAAUCUUUUGUUUAAACUCCGUCAUUUUCCGUGUCUAAAGUGGUC
Messenger RNA from Ruditapes philippinarum (Manila clam), 560 nucleotides. RefSeq lists its product as uncharacterized. The transcript has 3 exons. Lineage: Eukaryota; Metazoa; Mollusca; Bivalvia; Venerida; Veneridae. The record is from RefSeq and is a predicted model, not a curated record. The coding region runs from base 138 to 512 and encodes 124 amino acids.